This is a messenger RNA of Anolis carolinensis (green anole), 5215 nucleotides long. RefSeq names its product cold shock domain containing C2 (gene csdc2). The record is from RefSeq and is a predicted model, not a curated record. The transcript is spliced from 4 exons. Gene Ontology annotation, molecular function: mRNA 3'-UTR binding. Gene Ontology annotation, biological process: regulation of mRNA stability. Gene Ontology annotation, cellular component: cytoplasm. Lineage: Eukaryota; Metazoa; Chordata; Lepidosauria; Squamata; Anolidae. The coding region runs from base 196 to 657 and encodes 153 amino acids.
UGGGAGGAGGGAAGGAAGGGGAGGGAGCUCCUGGUUUUGCAUUCACCAGAAGGCUGCAACUGUAGUAGCUCGGCGGGAGUGGAUUGAGAGCGAGGAAAGAGAGGGGAGGAGAGAAGAAGAGAGGAGUAGAAGAAGGGUGGGAAAGGAAGCCCAAGCCUUGGAGCCAGGCGACACCCGAAGGAGGACAGGUGUACCAUGUCGUCCGACCAGACUUCUCAGCCCACUGUGCCACCUCUCCACUCUCCAAAGUCACCUGUGUGGCCCAUUUUCCCCUUCAAUAGGGAAGGAAGCCGCAUCUGCGAGAGGGGUAGCCACCUUCUUCGAGACUUGCCAAGCCCCCUCCCCACAAAAAGAACCAGGACAUACUCUGCAACGGCUCGGGCUUCUGCUGGUCCUGUCUUUAAAGGUGUAUGUAAGCAGUUUUCACGCUCCCAGGGCCAUGGUUUCAUCACCCCGGAGAAUGGCACAGAGGACAUAUUUGUCCAUGUUUCUGACAUCGAAGGAGAGUAUGUCCCAGUAGAAGGAGAUGUGGUCACAUACAAAAUCUGCCCCAUCCCACCAAAGAACCAGAAGUUCCAGGCUGUGGAGGUGGUUCUCACCCACUUAGCUCCACACACAAAGCAUGAAACAUGGUCAGGGCAAAUAAUUGGCUCGUAAACUGCUUUUUGAGCAUGCAGGUUAACUGCACCAGGAAAUGGAGGUGGAUGGCGUGGGUGGGUGGUGUUGGAAUUAAUUACUGGAAAAAUGGAAGAGGCCUGGCUGGCUAAUCUUACUUGCAGUGUGACAUGUUUGCAUUUAUAUCUUGUCUUUUCUAAGAUUUACCUUAUUGGGGAGGGAGGUGGUAAAUGUGUUUUUUUUUCCAUGUUGGCAAGCAGGAAGUGAAAAAAUAGGUGGAUUUGUCAUGAAUUCCCAAUCGUACCAAACUGAGCAAAAGCAGAGCUCUUGGUUUGUAUAUGUGUGCAUUUUGUUUGUAUGUAUGUGCAUCCUCAUCCCGAAAGACUGGCCUCUCUCUCAUGCUACACAUUUGUAACACUUUGGUCUCACUUUAAUUGUCCUGGCUGCAUCCUAUGAAAUCCUUGAAAAUGUGUAGUUUCGUAAGGCAUUUAGCAUUCUGUGUUAGUUGAGUCACCAAACCACAAAUCCCAGUGUUAUGUAGGGUGCAGACAUGCUUGUUAAAGUAGGAUCAAAGUAUUAUUACUAUGUGGUGUGGAAGAGACUUGAUGUUUUAUCUUGCUGCUACUCCAAGCAUAUCGACAAAAAAUGUCAUCCUGCUCCCCUUGACAAUUUUUCUUACUCUUUCUGAACUAUGUCCAAGCAUAGCACUCACCAUCAUCCCCCAGCUUUGCAUUAAGCUCUUUUCUCAACCAGAACAAGAAUUAAAUGUGGCUGUAAGAAAUUCCUUUUCUGGGGACAGUGGCCUCAUAGCAUUGGGCCUGUAGUGUCUUCCAGAACCUUUGUCGCAUGGUGGUGCCAGUUACGGAGAUACUAGAAGGUGUAUUGUCCUCCCUCUCUCACCCUCAUGAGAGGGAAGGAAGUUAAUCCACAGGCGGCAGUUUCCUGGAUCAUUGUCCAUCUUUGCCAGAGUCUGUUGAGGUCAGUGGCUAAGUGAAUUUUGAACAUAAGACUGUUUCCACUUACACCUCAAGCACCAGAUGUAUCCGAAAUAAGUUCUGCAGGAAAUUAAUAGAAUGCAAAAAUUACAAUAGAUUAUUUGUAAAAACAAAUAAAAAACUACAAUUCCCUCUAUUGUGAUAGCCACCAUUGAAUUUAUGAAAUUUAUUCUGAUAUGACCGAGGAAGACUUGCCAACUGUUUUCUUCUCUAUUUAAGUAAGGAAUAGGAUUUGAAGGCUGAGGGUUUGAGCUACAGGACAGCAAGACCCUAGCACUAUUGCCAUGGUAUCUAAUGAAUUCAGGAAGUUGUAGUUAUUUUUUUAAAAAAACCUUUUUCCAGGAUGUAAUUCUGGAUUUAUGAGGCACCGAGCAAAAUCACUGUCUGAUGUCACUGUAUCACCCAGUGAUGUUUCUAUGCAUUAAAUCAGAUGUAGUGCAAGUUAUUAUCUUCUACCACAAAUGAGAAUUCUGUACUUAAAAGUUUGGGUACUUGAUUCUCCAGAUGAAAAGCUAGGUAUUCUUGUAAAUAUGUUGGCCCAUUCAGGUUUUAUUUACUAUCAAAUCUUUCUGAAUGCUAUGCAGAUAUUAUCUAUUGCUGUAGAAAAUGUCUACUUUUUAUGUUGACGGCCAUACUGUUGAUCCUCUUCAGAGGCUGUUUAUAUAUUAAGACAAGAGGUAGAAGAGGAGGACACAGAAUAUAAAUAUGAUUUUUCCAGGGUACAUGAAAAUCUGUGAAACUCCAAGUGAACCCUAGGAGGCCAGACUGUGGCUUCUGGGAGCUGUGUAUGGUUCAUGGAUCAUAUUUUACCCACCUUUGACUUAGCCUUUUGUCAGCUGUCUAUGUCUGAAAUGUGUUAGUCUUGAGAAUGAUGGUUCAAGAUUCAUCCGCUUUUCUGCUUAGCUAACUUUAUAAAAAGAACCCCCUCCCAAAAACCAUCUUGACACAUGGUAAUUUAAGGGAAACCUUUCCAGACUUCCUCAUCCCCAGCUAGACCUUAAUUCCUCCCCCGACCCCAUAAAGAACGGGGGUGUAUUUGAAAUGCACCAGUUCCCCUGUAUAUAGUAGCAAUUGGUUCAAGAUGACAAUAGCGCCAGGGUCUUGCUUUCAGUCUGUUGGUGUAUAUAUCUGUAUUAUUUAACAAAAUCUGGCUAUUUCUUUCUUAAGAUUCUCUUUCCCCAUUAUGCUUAAGGGAAAAUUAACGUUCUGCACUAUCUGGAGUUACAUUAGUGUCUUAAAUUGCUGCAAAAUAUUAUGUCAGAAGGACAUCAGAUGUAGCUAUUUCCAUUAGUUUCAAUGAGAUUAGGUGCACAAAAACUUGUAAUAGUGUGUGAGUCUGAGGUCUUUUCUAUAGGCCACAACCAAGAUGGCAUUACAUUUUCCAUAUAUGUGAAAACAUAAGGCUGUCCCCUGAAGGCGUUUGUUCUCUUGAAAGGCAUGCCAAGAGAGAGAGAGACAAAAGCAUUUUUGUUAGCAGAAUUUAUUCUGGUAACAUCUGGCAUGGAACAGAGCCUCUGGGAUGCAUCUGCUUCAUCCACUUGGAUAUGGCAUCUCUUGGCAGCAGCAAUCUCCUUGGAGAAGGAUAUUUUGGAUUGCUGUACCUCCAGAGAUGUAGGCUUCAGCAUUGUCUAUGUAUUGUAUUUCGGAUCGUUGCAGAUGGUGUGUCUCCUCAGGAUAGAUGUUUGGGUUUCUUUUUCUAAUUCUUUCUUCUCAUUUCCUAAACUGAACAUUUUGAUCAUUGCCCUCUAUGUGUCUUGUUUUGUAGUCAAAUGUGGGGGAAAAUAAGAAAGGAAUGAUAAUAAUAUAUAUUUGUGGGGCAGUAAUAAAUAAUGGGAUUUUGUGGCAUUAUUGUAUUGAGUACUUCCUGCAGUUAUGAUUUGGCUCUGCCUAACCUUUCCCAAACACUUUACUACUUUCCCCCAGGAUAUACAGGGUCAUGUCUAAAAGCACAAACCUGGUUUCUAGUAUUCUUUAUAUGUUUGUAAUAGAAUGGUUUCCCAGGAUAGGAUGUGCAAGCUAGGAGGCUGCCUGGUGGUUUGCAAUCUCAUUCUAAGUAGAUUGACAAGUCCACAGCUCCUUAGGCAAUGCCUUAUCUGAGGUUGUUGGACCUCGGAGAGAAGUUUGUCACGCAUAUCAACUUUUGGUGCACGAAAAAGGAAGCAUAAUUGUUCUAGGAAUUAGCAAAAGUUUGAAUGAAAUGAGCUAGCAAAGAGUUUGAAUGUAUGCACAUGGGAAGCUGAGGACAUGUGGUGCCUUUUGAAUGAGGCAAGGAAAGCCUGAUAGGUAGAGCCCAUAAUGUACUGGCAUCAUAAGAAUGAGGCUGCUUUUCAAAGUUGCAUUUUUUUUGUACUGGGAUACUUCUUUAGAGGCUUUCAGAUAAUAUGUGAUUGUGUGUCAAAUGCUCAUCUAACUGCCAUGGUUCAUAAUUUUGGUGACAUGAAAUUUGAAGGGGGCUUCUGGUUAUUUCCCCAGUAAUCACAUUUUUACUUAAAACAAGUACACAGGGAACAUGCACCUUGUUUCCAAGGAGAAUUGUGCGCCAAAGCAUGUGAUUCUCUCGUCAAGAAAGUGAAAAGGAGGGGUUUCAUAAAACACAUAGGUUUUGGUGGUAACCUUGAGAAGCCCAUAGACUAAUAGGGCAGCCCCUAGAUCUUGAUCUGAUGUAAGCAUCAAGCAAAAUCCCAUUAGUCUUUCUGGACUGAAUAUCGUCACUUAGGACUUAAUGCUCUCUCAUGCAUGGAGAAUACAGCACUAAGAAAAGUUCAAACCUCUCAUUGAUGUGCUCCUCUCCAUACAGUGGGGACAUUUCUCUAAACAAGUGUUCAGAAAUGGUUGCUAACCCAGCCUACUGUGAAGUAACACAGUCCCCAAAGACUUCCAUGUGAAUUUAUUGAAUGCUUAUCACUAUGAAUACAAAUACAGUGGUCUCCAAGCAGCACUUUAAAAUAAAAGGGAGCAGACGGGGAGCUGUUGACUGUAUAUUCCAGGAAAGACCUUCUGUUUUUGUUGUGUUUGAGACUUGCUCCUCCCAUGAUCCAACUGGUUUUUAUGAGACUAUUUUUGGCCCUUUGGAACUAAACAACCAACACCUGCAAUUAGCAACCAAACAACUCAGGGCCAAAGGAGAAUAUCUAUGUACAUGGAGUAAAAUAAGAGCAGUGUUUGUUUGUUUUUUGUUUUAAAUUAAACCAACAGGCAAGGUCUUAUGCAUAGAGGUAUGAAUAGGAGCUUUUUCUGGAAGUUUUUCUAGCUGUUUUCUAGCUGUGGUCUAGGCCCCAUGGGGGAACCAGGCAUGGGCUGGAAGGAAGCCAUUACCCCGCUUCCCAAUGUGAUCCUAGUCCCUUCUGUGUGACCUGCUCCCUGUGACAAAUGGAGGGACUUCCUGCUCACAUCCAGCACCAGCAGCUCAGCCUCUGUCCCUCUCCUUGAAGGUGCAAUUCCAGCGGGAGUGCCACUCAACCGUGACUUCUCUCUGGGCAUUGGUUCUUUCUGAAAUAACCUUGUUACCUAUAGUUGUCUGUGUUUUACAACUUUUCUUCGUGUGGUCCUUGCCUGUCUGAUCCCCUGUUGACCUCUGUAGCACUGGCAAUAAACCAUUAAAGUGA